This is a messenger RNA of Gavialis gangeticus (Gharial), 1738 nucleotides long. It is a transcript of the gene LMF2, whose product is annotated as lipase maturation factor 2. The transcript is spliced from 15 exons. The annotation marks the transcript as partial. Gene Ontology annotation, cellular component: endoplasmic reticulum membrane. Lineage: Eukaryota; Metazoa; Chordata; Crocodylia; Gavialidae. Gene Ontology annotation, biological process: protein maturation. The record is from RefSeq and is a predicted model, not a curated record.
GGAGCAGCUGCGCGAUGCGCCCACGCUGCUGUGGCUCGGGCCGCGCCUGGGGCUGGACACGGAGCUGGGCAUGGAGCUGCUCUGCCUGCUGGGCCUGCUGGCCUCCUUCGGCGCCCUCGUGUGCGACCGCCUGCGCGACGCCCUCGUCUUCCUGCUGCUCUGGGUGCUGUACCUCUCGCUCUACCAGGUGGGGCAGGUGUUCCUGUACUUCCAGUGGGACAGCCUGCUCCUGGAGACGGGCUUCCUGGCCGUGCUGGUGGCUCCGCUGCACCUGCUGAAGUGGCGCAGCACGGCCUGGCGCCCCCACGACGGGCUCCCGUUCUGGCUGAUGCGCUGGCUGCUCUUCCGGCUCAUGUUCGCCUCGGGCGUGGUGAAGCUGACCAGCCGCUGCCCCACCUGGUGGGGGCUCACAGCCCUGACCUACCACUACGAGACGCAGUGCAUCCCCACACCGGCUGCCUGGUAUGCCCACCAGCUGCCCAUCUGGUUCCAGAAGCUCAGUGUCGUGGCCACCUACGUCAUCGAGAUCGCGGUGCCGCCCCUCUUCUUCGCGCCCAUCCGCCGCCUCCGCCUCUUCGCCUUCUACUGCCAGGUCUUGCUGCAGGUGCUGAUCAUCCUCACGGGCAACUACAACUUCUUCAACCUGCUCACCAUCGUCCUGGCCUUCUCACUGCUGGACGAUGAACACGUGGGGCUGUGGCUGGGGCGCAGCCGCAAGAGGCACAGCACCGCCUGGCCGCCAAGCCUGUCCUCCUUCUUCUCCGGGCUGGUGGAGCUCGCCGUCUACGGGCUGCUGCUCUACGGGACUGUCCUGUACUUCGGCCUGGGCAUCAACUGGGAGAAGCAGCACGUUGAAUCCAAGAUCGCUUUCACCUACCAUGAGUUCAUGCAGUGGUUGAAGACUGUGAUGUUGCCUCUCAUUGGGCUGGGGCUGCUCUCCUUGGGCUGGGAGAUCCUCUUGUCCAUGUACCGGUGUGCCUGCAUCCGGGGCUUCCUGUGGAAGGUGUGGGCUGCGCUGCAGUGGGCCGUCUUCACCACCACCACGCUGGGGAUGUUUAGCCUCUCUCUGGUACCAUUCACCUACAUCGAGCAUGAGUCAAAUGGGAAGCUGUGGCCAGCUGUGCACCAGCUGUUCGGUGCCGUGGACCGCUACCAGCUGGCCAACUCGUACGGGCUCUUCCGGCGCAUGACGGGGGUGGGAGGCCGUCCCGAGGUGGUGCUGGAAGGCAGCUACGACAGGGAGCACUGGACGGAGAUCGAGUUCAUGUACAAGCCAGGGAACAUCAGCGCGGCGCCGCCCCUGGUGGCCCCCCACCAGCCCCGCCUGGACUGGCAGAUGUGGUUUGCAGCCCUGGGGCCCCACACCCACAGCCCCUGGUUCACCAGCUUCGUGCACCGCCUGCUGCAGGGCAAGGAGGAAGUGAUCCGCCUGAUCCAGGUGGACAAGUCCAACUACCCGUUCAGCGCGCAGCCGCCCACCUACGUCCGAGCCCAGCUCUACAAGUACUGGUUCACAGAGAGCUCCAGCAAGGGGGAGCCCCCGCGGCAGUGGUGGCGGCGGCAGCACGUGGAGCAGUUCUACCCCACUGUGUCCCUGGGGGACCCCACGCUGGACGCCCUGCUCAGCCAGCACGGGCUCAAGGACAAGGCUCCCCUGAAGCGCCCGGCGGAGGCCGCCCUGCCGCGGCUCCUGCAGUUCGUGCGCGAGCUGAGCCGCCCCUACGCGGCCCCCACCCUG